AUGGCUAGCGAUCGGUGGUUGGGUUCCCUUUCUUCGCUGCACCCCUUCGACACACAUCCCAAGCCUGAUCCAGGUGGCUUCAAUAUCCCCACCAAGCCGAGCUGCGUCCGUCGGGGGCUCGCCGGCUUGCUUUAAUGCAGGCGUGUAUUUGACGCGCGACAGAGGAGACCUGGCUUAAACUCAUCCCCUCUCUCCCAACGAAGACAAUCUGUAGACUCCCUAUUUUAUGUCAGGCACCAUGCUAGUCGUUAGGUCUACAGCCCUGAUGUAGACAUCUCUCCCUGCGUUUUUGGAGCUUCCAUUUCACUUGGAAUGAGACGAAAAUCAAGUGGUUUAAUAAAAUGAUUUAAGGAUGUGAUAAUUCUCGUGAAGGAAUGUGAUGGAGGACGGCUGUGAGGGGCCUAACCUUAGAAAAGGUGAUCAGCUUGGGGUGGAAGGGAGGAAUCAGGACUAAUCUGGCAGAAGUAAUGUUUCAUGAAAUGAGGCCUGGCCUGAAAGGGAUAGGGCAGGGGAGGCUGGUGAGUGAUGUAAAUCAAGAGUUCAGUCAAUAAAUUUUAGAUUUUUUUGCUUUUUAAGCCCCAGGUAUUGUUCUAAACCUUGGAAUCCAAUACAGUCCAUGACCACAUGGAGAUUUUGUUCUAAUUGGGAAGAUAGGUCUAAAAAUAAAACGUCAGAUAAUAAUUUCUAUAUAAGAAAUUAAAAUCGGGCCAUCCGAUAGUGACUACUCAGAGUGGUUGGUCAAGGAAAUCCUGUCCAAGGAAAAUUUCUCCUGAAAACUAAUAACAAGAAAGAACUAGCCAUGCAAAUAUCAGGGUGAUAAAAAUGCCUAUGGGAAGGGAAUUUGGCAAGUUAGAGGACUAGAAAAGAAGGCAGUGUGGUGAUGUAUUCUGGGUGAGAAGGAGAGUGGCCUGAGAUAAUGUUGGAGAGGUAGCCAGUGGCCAGACCAGGUAAGUCAAUGUACUGACUUGGAAUGUUUUACCAUGUGUACUGAGAAGCCAUAAUCUCAUUUAUGCUGACACAUGGCAAGUGGAUUGUGGUUGGGGCAGGAAUGGAAUCAGGGGUACUGGUCAGGAGACGAGUGCAUUAGUCUGAGUGGUGGUGGUGACUUGCUCUAGAGUGAUGGUAACAAAGAUGAAAGGAUGUGUACAGACUUGGGAUAUGUUUGGAAAUAAAUCUGCUAAUGGAUUGGGUAUAGAGGGCUCAGAGAAAGGAAUUAAGGUUGACUUUUGUGCUUUGGCUUGAGCAACUGAAUAGGUGAUGGUGAUGGAGAAGACUGGGAGAAGAUAAAUCAAAAUUUCUGUUUUAGCCCAAACGGGCUAUCAUCUAUGUUUAUGAGACGUUUAUGUGGAGAUAUUAUGUAAACAUUUGAAUAUCCUAGUGUAGAGUUUCAGGGAGAGUCAGGGUUGAAUAAAGUUAUGGAAUCUGUUGGCAGAUAUUAACUCGAAUCAUGUGAAAUUGCCAUUUUUGGUCAAAAAUGGUUGAUUGCUGACAAUUUCACUGGUUCAGUUUAUUAGAUGGUAUUUAAAACCACAGGUCUGGAUGAGGUCACUUAGGAAGAGCAUGUAGAAGGAAGAGAACAAAGGACAGAGCCCUGGGCACCCAACAUUUAGAGGUAGAGCAGAAGCGUAUGAGUCAGCACAGGUUACUGAGCAGUAGCAACCAAAAGAUAGAGGAAUAUCAGGAGAGUGAUGUCGUUGAAGCCAGCAGAGGCUGAUGUUUCAAGAGGUAGGGAAUGAAUAAGUCAAAUACUUCUGAGAGGUUGAGUAAGAUAAGUGACCUCUGGAUUAGCAACAUUACAAUCCUUGGUGACCUUGACAGAAUAGUCAGAUUCGGUUUUGAGUAAGUUAGGUUUGAGAUACAUAUUAGUUAGUUGUCCAAGUGGAGAAGUGAGGCAAUGACUUUCUCUUCCUUCUUCUUCCUUGGGAAGAGGCCAUGUAUACCUGUGAGCCCCUGUGCAUGAUCAGGUUUGAAUGAGUGGCACAGAUGUGAAGCCCUGAGCACUGGGGCAGCAAGGAAUGCUUUUUAGAGUUGGUGAGAUCUGUACGCAUCUUGAAGAAUGGGAGGCUUUGGAUAGGAUGAGAGUAGGCAUAGAAAUUCUAGGAGGGUGCAAAGGAAUGGAGAGGAGGCCAGGCAGGGUUUGUUGAGUAAUGCCAGGGUCCUGCUGAGAAGCAGUGGCAUCAGAAGUUGGAAGGGUAGUUGGGGAUAGGUAUGGAGGGCCUUUGAAUUUCAGGCUAAAGGCUUUGGAUUGACCUUGAGCAGGGACGUAACAUUUUGAAGCACUGAAAUAAAGGAACUAUCAUUUGACUUCACCAGUCCAGCUCAUCCUCCAGGUUUACAAUUAGAUGCCAUUUCUUCCAAGAGGUCAUUCCCGACUCCUAAAGUAUGAGGAACCUAACUCGUUUCCAGCAAGGGACACCUGAAGAGAUGUCCUCAGUCCUUCACUUCUAUGUUCGUCCCUCUGGCCAUGAGAGUGCAGCCUUUGGCCACACUCAAAGGAAGCUGCGAGGGAAACUGCCAGAGCUGCAGAGUCUCAAGACCGAGCUGUGCUACAAUGUGAACUGGACAGCUGAGUCCCUUCCAAGUGCUGAGGAGAUGAAGAAGCUGAUAUGGCUCUUUGGCUGCCCCUUGUUACUGGAUGAUGUCGCUCAGGAGUCCUGGCUCAUUUCUGGUUCCAGUGACCUGCUGCUAGAAGUCGGACCCAGGCUGAACUUCUCCACCCCGGCAUCUACCAACAUUGUGUCAGUGUGCCAGGCUGCUGGGCUGGCGACUGUGGACCGUGUGGAGACUACUCGUCGCUACCUGCUCUCGUUUACCCACCCACCUUCAGCUGAGAUGGAGGCUAUUGCUCUGGCUACCCUGCAUGACCGGAUGACAGAGCAGCACUUCCCCUGUCCCAUCCAGAGCUUCUCCCUUGGGAGGAUCCCAACACCCCUUGAUGGCCCAAUCGAUAUACUGGCUGAGGGCCGGCCUGCCCUAGAGAGAGCCAACCAGGAGCUAGGUCUGGCCCUAGACUCUUGGGACCUGGAUUUCUACACCAAGCGCUUCCAGGAGCUGCAGCGGAACCCUAGCAUUGUGGAGGCCUUCGACUUGGCUCAGUCCAAUAGUGAGCACAGCCGACACUGGUUCUUCAAGGGCCAACUUCACAUGAAUGGGCAAGAGCUGGCACAGUCGCUGUUUGAGUCCAUCAUGAGCACACAGGCAUCCUCGAACCCCAACAAUGUCCUCAAGUUCUGUGAUAACAGCAGUGCAAUCCAGGGGAGGGAAGUCCAAUUCCUGCGGCCUGAGGACCCCACACAGCCAAGCUGCUUCCGGCAACAGCAGGGUCUGAGACAUGUUGUCUUCACAGCAGAGACCCACAACUUCCCUACAGGAGUAGCCCCCUUCUGCGGUGCAACCACGGGCACAGGGGGCCGGAUUCGAGAUGUCCAGUGCACGGGCCGUGGGGCCCAUGUGGUGGCUGGCACUGCUGGCUAUUGCUUUGGAAACCUGCACAUCCCAGGAUACAGUCUGCCCUGGGAGGAUCCGAGCUUCCAGUAUCCUAGGAACUUUGCCCAGCCCCUGGAGAUUGCCAUUGAGGCCAGUAAUGGGGCUUCUGACUAUGGCAACAAGUUUGGGGAACCAGUGCUGGCCGGCUUUGCCCGCUCUUUGGGCCUUCAGCUCCCAGAUGGCCAGCGGCGUGAGUGGAUCAAGCCCAUCAUGUUUAGUGGGGGCAUUGGGUCCAUGGAAGCUGAGCACGUGAGCAAGGAGCCUCCAGAGCCAGGCAUGGAUGUUGUAAAGGUUGGGGGUCCUGUCUAUAGGAUCGGAGUUGGGGGUGGAGCUGCUUCAUCUGUACAGGUGCAAGGAGACAAUGCCAGCGACCUGGACUUUGGGGCUGUGCAGCGAGGAGACCCGGAGAUGGAACAGAAGAUGAACCGUGUGAUCCGGGCUUGUGUGGAGGCCCCUAGGGGAAAUCCUAUCUGCAGCCUCCAUGACCAAGGCGCUGGUGGCAAUGGCAACGUCCUGAAGGAGCUGAGUGACCCAGCUGGAGCCAUUAUUUAUACCAGCCGGUUCCAGCUCGGGGACCCGACACUAAAUGCCCUGGAAAUCUGGGGGGCUGAGUACCAAGAGUCGAAUGCACUUCUGCUGAGGGCCCCAGACCGGGACUUCCUAAGUCGCGUUAGCAUCCGGGAACGCUGCCCAGCUUGCUUUGUGGGCACCAUCACCGGAGAUAGGAGAAUAGUGCUGGUGGAUGAUCGGGAGCAUCCUGUGGGGAGAAAUGGUGAGGGAGAUGCCCCCCCAACACCUCUCCCAACCCCUGUGGACCUGGAGCUGGAUUGGGUGCUGGGCAAGAUGCCUCGUAAGGAGUACUUCCUCAAGAGGAAUGUCCCCAUGCUGAAGCCUCUGGCCUUGCCCCUGGGACUGAGCGUGGGCCAGGCCCUGGAGCGGGUUCUGAGGCUGCCUGCUGUGGCCAGCAAGCGCUACCUCACCAACAAGGUGGACCGCUCCGUGAGUGGCCUGGUGGCGCAACAGCAGUGUGUCGGGCCCCUGCAGACACCUCUAGCAGAUGUGGCAGUCGUGGCACUGAGUCACCAGGAACUCGUAGGGGCUGCCACGGCCCUGGGAGAGCAGCCAGUCAAGAGCCUGCUGGACCCCAAGAUUGCCUCGCGGCUGGCUGUGACUGAGGCCCUCACCAACCUGGUGUUUGCUCUAGUCACUGACCUGCGGGAUGUGAAGUGCAGUGGGAACUGGAUGUGGGCAGCCAAGCUCCCAGGGGAAGGUGCAGCUCUGGCUGAUGCCUGUGAGGCUAUGGUUGCACUGAUGGCGGCCCUGGGUGUGGCCGUGGACGGUGGCAAGGACUCCCUCAGCAUGGCAGCCCGGGUUGGCUCUGAGACUGUGUUGGCUCCUGGAUCACUGGUCAUCUCAGCUUAUGCUGUCUGUCCAGACAUUACAGCCACUGUGACCCCAGAUCUCAAGUGUCCUAGAGGGAGAGGCCAUCUACUCUAUGUGCCUCUGAGCCCUGGGCAGCACCGGCUAGGGGGUACAGCUCUGGCCCAAUGCUUCUCCCAGCUUGGUGAGCAGCCUCCCAACCUGGACUGUCCUGAGAACUUGGUGCGUGCCUUUAGCAUCACCCAGGGGCUACUGAAAGACCGCCUCCUCUGCUCAGGCCAUGAUGUGAGCGAUGGGGGUCUCAUCACCUGCCUGCUAGAGAUGGCCUUUGCUGGGAAUUGUGGGAUAGACGUGGAUGUGUCUGCUCCUGGGGUCGAUGUGCUGCCUGUGCUGUUUGCUGAGGAGCCAGGCCUGGUACUGGAGGUGCAGGAGCCAUACCUCGCCCAAGUGCUGAAGCGCUACCGGGAUGCUGGCCUCCACUGCCUGGAGAUGGGCUGCACAGGCCACACCGGGCCCCAUGCCAUGGUCCGGGUAUCAGUGAACGGGACUGUGGUUCUGGAGGAACCUGUUGGGCAGCUACGAGCUUUCUGGGAAGAGACAAGUUUCCAGCUGGACCGGCUGCAGGCAGAGCCAAGCUGUGUGGCAGAGGAGGAACAGGGGUUGAGGGAGCGAACAGGGCCCAGCUACUACCUGCCCCCCACCUUCCCCAAAGCUUCCCUACUCCAUGAGCCUGGUGGUUUCACCCCCCGAGUUGCCAUCUUGCGAGAAGAGGGCAGUAAUGGAGACAGGGAGAUGGCUGAUGCCUUCCACUUGGCUGGGUUUGAGGUGUGGGAUGUAACCAUGCAAGACCUCUGCUCAGGAGCAAUCAAGCUGGACAAAUUCCAUGGUGUGGCCUUUGUGGGUGGCUUCAGCUAUGCAGAUGUCCUGGGCUCUGCCAAAGGGUGGGCAGCUGCUGUGACUUUUCAUCCCCAGGCUGGGGCUGAGCUGAGGCGCUUCCGGAAGCGGCCAGACACCUUCAGCCUGGGCGUGUGUAAUGGCUGUCAACUGCUGGCUCUGCUGGGCUGGGUGGGAGGCAACCCCAAUGAGGAGGCAGGGGAGAUGGGCCAUGACUCUUGGGCAGCCCAGCCUGGCCUCCUGCUGCGCCACAACCUGUCUGGGCGUUUCGAGUCUCGCUGGGCUACUGUGCGUGUGGGGCCUGGGCCAGCCCUGAUGCUGCGAGGGAUGGAGGGUGCUGUGCUACCUGUGUGGAGCGCCCAUGGUGAAGGUUACAUGGCAUUUUCGUCUCCGGAACUCCAAGCCCAGAUUGAGGCCAGGGGUUUGGCUCCACUGCACUGGGCAGAUGAUGAUGGGAACCCCACAGAACAGUACCCUCUGAAUCCCAAUGGGUCCCCGGGGGGAGUAGCUGGUGUAUGCUCUCCUGAUGGCCGCCACCUGGCUCUCAUGCCUCACCCCGAACGGGCUGUGAGGCCUUGGCAAUGGGCAUGGCGACCCCCUCCAUUUGACACUCUGACCACCUCCCCCUGGCUCCAGCUCUUCAUCAAUGCCCGAAACUGGACCCAGGAGGGAGGCUGCUGAGCAGGUCAGGGAGGCUCAUCUGGGCCUCAUAGUUUGUUGCUGCCUUCUUCCUUAUCACCUUCAGAAGCACCCAUAUUAUUUCCAAAUGUAUCUUUUAGACAAGGACCAAAAUGCCAAAAGAAACCUCAGCUAAUGUUAUCAAUCUGUCCACUUUUGCCUUAUGCUAUUUGAUCUGUUUUUGGUUCUGCUAUAACAUAUUUUGUCCUUUAUGGGCCCAGGAAGCUACAUAUAGUGCAGAGAAAAGAACCUGCAGUGUAAAGUUAGGAUUCAUGGAAAGGGUUCCAUUGCUCCACUUCUUUCACCCACUUUGUGCCUCAUGUCACUCAUCUGGGCUCAGAGGGAUGUUUUCUGCCCUCCUUCCUCACCAUCAUUGUGGUUUAAGGGGUGGGGCUAUACAAAAGCAUGCAAGUCAGGAUGUCAGUGUUAUCUGAAAAUCAGCAGAAGCGUUUUGGAUUCCUCGUUAAAAAUGUAGCAUUGUGUUAAGUGUAAGCAGUUGUUUGCAGAAGUUUCCCUGAAGGUGUCUGGGCCUCUGAAUUCAGAUUCCUGAUUUUUGAUUCUCCUGUUUUAACAGCUCCUUUCCUGAAUGGUCAAGCAUUCUCACCUUAGAACUGAACCUUAAGCAUUCAUUCAUUCAUUCAUUCAAUGAAUGUUGGGUGAUUAGCUACAAUGUCAAGUGCUAUCACUGCCCCAGGGAAUUUAUAUCUAAUAGAAUUUAAAACAAUAACUGUAUAUGGCACCUACCAGGAGCCAAGCAUGUGCUAGGCAGCUUGUAUAUAUCUAAACUGUUUCUCACAGAAUGCAGCAAGGUAUAUGAUAGCCUUUUUUUAAAAAAAAAACAAAGGAAGAAUUGAGGUUAAAUUGCCUAGAGUUCACACAGAUUAUAAGCAGUAGAGCCAGGGGCCUAUGCUCACCCAUGCUGCUUCCCAUUGUCCUGCAGUCACAUUUCCUGGCAGCAGCAUUAUCAAGAGUUCCUGCUAACAGCUAUCUGUUGCUACCUUCACUCACAAGACUGUAUAGAAGUCACUUCCUUGUGACUGCUCUGUUAAACAAUGCAAAUCAAUUUGCCCCUAAAUAUUCUAACAUUUUGAUUAAAGUUUCUCUAAAACCAGGUGGGUACCAGACUUACCAGGGGGAUAAUGACAUAAAUUAUAUAAAUGUCUAAGCACUAUGCUGUAUACCUGAAACUGAAUGUAACAUUGAAAAAGUUUCCCCGAGAAUGGAGAUAUCUUAGAUCCUGGAGGGUACAGGGCCUAGUGGUGGGUAGGAGGCCAGAAAUGAGUCAUAGCUCUCUGAGAGAGUAGCCACCCUAAUAAGAAGCUGGUCAUAAUAAAACCUAAAAUUAUGGCCAGGUGAAAACUUUCAGAGCUUUUUGUCAUUGUUUUACAAACGGACCUAUCUUGAACAAUGGGGCUAGUAAGGAUCAUUUUUGGCAUUUGAGUGUUCCUGACAGGAAAAUUAUAUAUAAUUUAUAGACAAAUGUACAAUUUUGGGGCUGAUACCAUGGGUUAGAUGUUGUUUACCAAGCAGCUGAUACAAGAAUAAGAUUAAGUGUAUGAUAACCUGAUUGGCUGUGAUAGGUAAAUUUAUACAUUUUGGUGGUGGAGCAGGUAUCUGGUUUGGAUCACCUUGGCCAAGCAAGACCCACCCGCAAACACUGCAAGGACCAAGUCCACUAAGCUUCUCAUUUCUGUAUCCAGUGGCUCCUCAAAAUAAUGACAUCCCCCGGCUUCCCUUAUAGCUAUAACUAAAUUCUGGCCAAUGGGAAAGUGAUAUAUACAGCUUCCGAGUGUUCUUAAAGGAAGGGUGCAUGCUUCUGUGCAUUCAUUGCUUCCAGCUGUCUGGAAUGAAGAUGCGAUGGCUGGAACCUCAGCACGAUAUUACUGUGAGGUAGCUUUGGAGAUUGGUACCAUGCAGAGCAGAGUAACAAGAUAGGAGGAGCCUGGGUCUUUUGACACUGAGGAGUACACAUGAGCCCUAGAGAGGCUACCACUGGAUGUCAAGUGUAGGAAAUAAACUCUUGUUUAAGCCCUAUUAAUAUAGGUUUCCUGUCACUUGUAGCCAUAUGUUUUCCUGUUCAACCCUUAUUCAACCUUUCCUAUUCAACUUCUCCCUUAUUCUUCAAGGGCAUUGGUCUUUGGUUCUUAGUCUUGUUCUCCACCUUAAUUUCAUCCAUUAUUCUGAAUCCACGUCAUUGACCAUUUAACACUCUGAAGUUUUCUCCAGUGACUUCAUUCCACCUCAGCCAACCACUUCACCUUGGAUUUUGUCAUCAACUAGAUCUGCUCUACCUCCAAACUCACGUAUUCAAGCACCUUACUUCUGACUAUAACCUCUCUUCCUUCCAUCUUGCUGCUUUAUCUUCAGUACUCAGAUUUCAAAGUCAUCGGGACCUCCAGAUCAAUAAUUAUGUUCCCUCAAUCUCUUUCCUUCUUAUCCAACCUCCAGUAAUAGCUUUUCCAAUGCCCUUUAACUUGAGCCAAUAUCUUUUCAUCAAACCCAUUCAACAAAAUUCUGACCUAUCAGACAAAAGGCAGGUUGUCUCAUAAAUUCAUUAUUACCUACGGGGUAAACAGAAUGGGAAUGAAAAAUAGAGAUCAAAAUUAAUGAGAGAGCACUCAAGUGGAAUGAUGAUAAUGUGCCGCAAACUGAAGGUACAAUGACUUCAGCUCUAUGCCUGAGGUCUUAAAAACCAUUUACAACAACCUCCAAACCUAAUAACUAAGUCUUAUCCUUUUUUGGGGUCCUAUCAGCACUAUGCUGUAUGCCUGAUAGUCUGGUGAAAUCCUUUGUUAGACACUGGAGGCUCUUAGAGUAACACACCUCCCUUCUUAUCCUGUCACUGUUGUAAUCUUUUUUCAUCAUUGCAAUCUUACAUUGAACUAUGUGUUUCUUUGAUGAAAGAUCUGUCUCCUCAGUAGUGUCUCUUCUGUGAGAGCAGUAACUCCAUAUUUGCUCUCCACUGUAUCCUACUACCUAACGGUGCCUGGCACCUACUAGGUGCUCAACAAAUACAUGUUGAGCAAAUGAAUAAAUGUGAAUGUUAACAUUCAUAAA
Messenger RNA from Pteropus alecto (black flying fox), 9495 nucleotides. It is a transcript of the gene PFAS, whose product is annotated as phosphoribosylformylglycinamidine synthase. The coding region runs from base 2383 to 6441 and encodes 1352 amino acids. Lineage: Eukaryota; Metazoa; Chordata; Mammalia; Chiroptera; Pteropodidae. Gene Ontology annotation, molecular function: phosphoribosylformylglycinamidine synthase activity. The record is from RefSeq and is a predicted model, not a curated record. Gene Ontology annotation, biological process: 'de novo' IMP biosynthetic process. The transcript is spliced from 28 exons.